AUGCCGGUUGCAUGGCUUCUUUCCAGACUUCAAGCUCUGGUUCCAACAGAAAGAGCUUUUUCCACCUCCCAGUCCUCACACCAAGUGGUAGAUGCUGUGUGGACCCUGGGGCAGCUCAACCAUGUGGCCAUAGCAGUGCCAGACUUGGAAAAGGCCAGGGCUUUUUAUCGGGAUGUGCUGGGGGCCCAGGUAAGCGAGGUGUCCCCUCUUCCUGAGCAUGGAGUGUCUGUUGUUUUCGUCAACCUUGGAAAUACCAAAAUGGAACUACUUCACCCACUGGGAAAUGACAGUCCAAUUGCGGGAUUUCUGCAGAAAAACAAGGCUGGAGGAAUGCAUCACAUCUGCAUUGAGGUGGACAAUAUAAGUGCAGCUGUGAGGGACUUGAAAGAAAAGAAGAUCCGUAGUCUAAGUGAAGAGGCCAAAAUAGGAGCCCACGGGAAACCGGUGAUUUUCCUCCAUCCCAAAGACUGCGGGGGCGUCCUGGUGGAGCUGGAGCAGGCGUGAUUGGUAUCUGCAGGAAGCUGAGUCCGUUGAUCCGGAAAAGCCUUCUCAAAGUGGCCUUCAGCCUUCAGCCCUGCACUCCUUCGUCACCUCAAAGUUAAAAACUAAAGUACAGACCGAGAUGCAAAACAUUACAUAAAUGUGUAGCUAUAGAUACAUGCACGUGUGUGCAUAUGUGUGUACAGUAUGUAUGUACACACUGUGUGUGUGUAAUUACUUGGGGCUUUUUCCUGAUUUGGAGAAAAUUUUGAUUACUAAAUACCUAGGGAAUAUUAUUAAGAUCGUAUAGAAAUAAAUUAUUCCUGUUCUAAAAUUGGG
Molecule: messenger RNA, 819 nt
Organism: Miniopterus natalensis
Lineage: Eukaryota; Metazoa; Chordata; Mammalia; Chiroptera; Miniopteridae
Source: RefSeq, a predicted model, not a curated record